Tetrahymena thermophila SB210 is the source of this 2130-nucleotide messenger RNA. RefSeq names its product MORN motif protein. The record is from RefSeq and is a predicted model, not a curated record. The transcript has 11 exons. NCBI's taxonomy places the organism in Eukaryota, Ciliophora, Oligohymenophorea, Hymenostomatida, Tetrahymenidae.
AUGAUAGAUAAUUAGUUAGAAAACCAGAGCAAUUUUGAUAGUGUUUCUUAGAAUGGGUAAAUGAACAAUCAUUCCAUUCAUUCUAAUAUUACAAGUCUUUAACCAAUGAUGAUUCAUCAAUCUACUUCUAAUUAACCAAUGACUUAAUUCUAAAACUAAUCUGACUUAAGGUAAUUUGCCAAUCCUGAUUGCGAUUAGGUUAGCGAAUCUAAUAUUUCUACGCACUAACCGCUACAUUCAAUAAACCCUUCGAAUUUGAAUACACAACAAAAUACAAGAUCUAUGUCAACUAAUAUGAAUGCACUUGAUUUUCAAGAUUUCAACAAAAUUUUAGUAAUGAAUCCUCGCGAUUAAGUGUAUUAUUUUGAGAACAUAUACGUACCUCAUAAUAUUGAAGUUUUCAAUGCUAAGCAGUUAAUGACAGAUCCCUUUUUAAAGUUGAAGAAAUAUAAAUAAAGCAUAUACUUUGGAUAAUACAUGAAUUAAAAAAGGCAUGGAAAAGGUUUGAUGAUUUACAAUAAUGGCAGGCUCUAUGAAGGUUUGUGGGAGAACGAUCUCAAGCAUGGCAAAGGAUUCGAAAAAUUUCCAAACUGCAGUGUUUAUGAAGGUCAAUAUGUUAAUGGUAAGCCAGAAGGAAUAGGAACAUACACUUAUUUUAAUGGCGAGGUUUACGAUGGCCAAUGGGUAAAUGGUAUGAAGCAUGGUAGUGGUAUUUGGAGAGGAACAAAAAAUGACUCAUACAUAGGUGAGUGGAAAUUUGGUAAGCCAGACGGUUAUGGAGUACAUACAUGGAUCAAUGGUGAUAGGUAUGAAGGAUAAUUCAAAGGUUGUUUAAAACAUGGAGAAGGCACAGAGAAAUUUUCUAAUGGCGAUAUUUAUAUCGGAAAUUAUGUGAAUGGUAAACCAGAAGGAUACGGAGAAUAUUAUUGGAUUAAUUAAUCUUUCUUUAAAGGCUACUUUAAAAAUGGGUUAAGAGAUGGUCACGGAGUGUGGAAGAGAGGACCUGGUAAUUCUGAUACUUAUGAGGGUGAAUAUGUUAAUGAUAAAAAGUGUGGUUAUGGAGUGUUUACUUGGGCUUCAGGGAAUGUGUAUAAGGGCCAUUAUUUUGAAGACUUGAGACAUGGAUAUGGAGAAAUGUAUUGGACAGAUGGUUCCUAUUAUAAAGGAAUGUGGGAAAGAGGUAUUUAGCAUGGUGAAGGUGAAAUGUGCAUGCCAGGUGAUACUCCAAAGAGAGGAAUGUUUGAAAAUAAUGUUUUUAUAGGUCCAGUGGAUGGAAAUGAGAGACUCAACUACUAAGGAGGAGAUUCACCGGUAAAUAACUCACUUUAUUCUUAAAGACUAAGAGGGCAAAGCUAUUAGGCGUAACCACUUAACUAUGCCAAUAACUCGUUUCAGAACUCUCCAUAAACAGAAAAAUCAAUUUAAUCAUAAAAAUAAAGAAUUCAAAGAGUUGAUCUGAAAAAUAACUAAUACCAAUAAGGAUAUGAUGAUGAAAAUAUUCUUCCAAAUAUAAAAGGUGGGGCAGAAGGUAAACAGAGACCAAAAACUACAUAAAUUGGAUCGAAGAAGAGAUCAAUUACUGGAAACACUUUAAACCAAGUAUCUGGUUAAGAAAAUAACCUACAAGGCAAAACAUUUUAUAAAAAUUCAAACGUUGCACCACUUGCUCCUUAAAGAAAGAGAGCCACAACAGCUUCUUAAGAAAAUUCAACAAGAAAAUAAAAUAUCUUAAGAAACCACAAUUAAAUCGCUACAAACGUAACUACUCCCAAGUAGAAUACAGCUAACAUUUCACCCAGAAAUAGUAUAAGCAAUUCUCUUCUUAACCGCACCUUAAAUGGGUUGAAUAAGAAAGUUGGUGGCUAUGAAGGUAAUAAAUAAACUCCUUCUAGUAUACGUUAAUAAUCACAUGUAAGCAACUCAACAUUGAGAAGUAUUAGUGUAAAAAGGUCUAUAAUUGGAGCUCCUUCUAGAGAAAAUGGAGAAGAUUACAAAAAAACAGUUAAAUAUAAUCACAAUGCAUCAUAAGCAAAUCGUCCUUAUACUGCUAAGUCCCUUGAUUCCAAACAAUAUUGCUCUAGAUACAUUAAAGCAAUAUAAUAAUCAAAUAAUUCGAGCAAGAUGUAUUGA